Messenger RNA from Bacidia gigantensis, 1581 nucleotides. RefSeq lists its product as uncharacterized. The coding region runs from base 1 to 1581 and encodes 526 amino acids. NCBI's taxonomy places the organism in Eukaryota, Fungi, Ascomycota, Lecanoromycetes, Lecanorales, Ramalinaceae. Gene Ontology annotation, molecular function: pyridoxal phosphate binding; carboxy-lyase activity. The record is from RefSeq and is a predicted model, not a curated record. Gene Ontology annotation, biological process: amino acid metabolic process. The transcript has a single exon.
AUGGACUCGGAGAAUUUUCGAAGCGCGGCACAUUCAGCUAUCGAUGAAAUAAUUGACUACUUCGAUUCGGUCCAAGAUUUGCCUGUGCUUUCAGAAGUCAAACCUGGAUACUUGAAGCCUUUGCUCCCAGAUGGGCCUCCUCACGAGGGGGAAGCUUGGGCCGAUGUCCAACGAGAUAUUGGAUCCAAGAUAAUGCCAGGCCUCACGCACUGGCAAUCUCCCAAUUUCAUGGCCUGGUUCCCAACUGCCGUAACCUAUCCUUCCAUACUAGGAGAGCUCUAUUCAGCUGCGUUGUCGGCUCCAGGUUUCAAUUGGCAAUGCUCGCCUGCUAUGACUGAAUUGGAGACCAUCGUACUCGAUUGGAUGGCGAAACUUUUACACCUGCCUGAUUGCUUCCAAAGCAGCGAAAAGGGCGGGGGUGUCAUUCAAGGCAGUGCCAGUGAAGCUGUCGUUACGGUCAUGGUUGCAGCAAGGGAGCGAUAUAUCAACAGGGCCUGUAGCAACUUAGUGGGUGAAGAGAAAUGUUGUAGAGAGACGUACUUGAGAAAUCAUCUAGUUGCGCUUGGAAGCGAGCAAAGCCACAGUAGCACGGCCAAAGCGGCCAUCAUAGCCGGCGUCAAAUACAAGGCCAUUCAUACCGAGCUAGAUGACAGCCUUGCCGUCACUGGGACUUCGUUUCAGCGCAUGUUAGAAGAGUGUAAACAAGAGGGUCUUGAACCCUUCUUCAUAACCGCCAGUAUCGGGACGACUCCAACGUGCGCUGUGGAUGACAUAUCAGCUAUAGGCACCAUCAAUGAGGCGAUAUCCACCGAUAAUGCACUUUGGAUCCACAUAGAUGCUGCAUGGGCUGGCUCUGCCCUGGUUCUUGAAGAAUAUGCGCACCUCACGAAAGACUUCGAGCUUGUCGAUAGUUUCGACAUGAACAUGCAUAAAUGGCUCUUGGUCAACUUCGAUUCAUCCUGCCUGUUCGUGAAGGAUAGAAGGGACCUAACGAACGUUCUUUCUUUGACUCCUUCUUACCUACGUACUGAAUACACCGGUCUUGUGACUGACUAUCGUGACUGGCAAAUUCCACUUGGUCGUAGAUUUCGAUCGUUAAAGAUAUGGUUCGUCCUUCGCACGUAUGGAGUCAACGGCUUGAAAGCGCACGUAAGGAGGCAUAUCGAACUAGCAGAACGUUUCGCGGACUGGCUUCGAGGGAGACCUGACUUAUUCAAUAUCGUCGUGCCGCCUGCAUUCGCGCUGACAGUCUUUACUAUUGUGACCCCAGUUCUGAUGCAGGGAUCUCAUGGUGAUACACCAAACGGGACCACGGACACACGUGUCGCUGAAGGUUUACGGUCCGCUGAUGCGGUCCCCGCCACAAGCUAUAGAUUGCGGGAAAUGGCAAAUGAUCUGACCAAAGAAGUCUAUCAGCGCAUAAAUGAGUCCAGGAAGCUCUUUCUGACCAGUGGCGUGGUGAAUGGCAUCUAUGCCAUCAGGCUAGUCAGCGCCAAUGAACACACGAAUGAGGCGAGUAUGCGUUCCGCAUUUGAUCUGAUUGUGAAGAUCACAGAAGAAGUCGUGAAUCCUUCCGAAUGA